CAAAUGAUGGUCAAAUACUAUUGUUCGGAUGCAGUGAGAUUCCUAAUGUUACGAUUAUGGACAUCAAAAACAACUAUACAUGGAUAUCGCCAUCCGUCUCAAACCAAGACAUUGUGCCAGAAAAUUUGAUUGCUUAUACCGCUAACUUAAUUGAAAAUUAUGUGCUAAUUGCUUUUGGAUUUCUGUACACGAAUAUUACAACCGAUACAGGUUCUCCGUCAAGUAACAUCUAUCUUCUUGACAUAAGCCAAAGAAAUAACUUCUCGUGGGUGAACUCGUUUAUCCCGAUUGUCACUUCACCACCAGUCGGCAAAAAAGAUACGUCGGUCAUUAUUGGUGUAUCUGCUGGUGUUG
Acaulospora colombiana is the source of this 354-nucleotide messenger RNA. Lineage: Eukaryota; Fungi; Glomeromycota; Glomeromycetes; Diversisporales; Acaulosporaceae. The record is from the annotation of a GenBank genome assembly.